UGCUUGCAGCCCAGGCAUCUCUCCUGUAGACAGGCAGAUAGAAGAGGAUCCUCCUAGAGAUGCUGCCAGGCUGGGCACUCCACAGUCAUAUGCCAGUCCCAGGCUGCCCAGGGACAUAGACUGGGGAAGGCAUGGAGUCCAUGUACAGGAAGAAUGAAGAAAGACAAAAAUGAAAGGUUACAGCGUGCCUGAUACGUUUGGUCCGAACAGAGGUGAUGACGAGUCUGAAUGCACCUGCAACCCACUACAUCACAUCUACUUUACUGUAACUACCGACAAAUCCAUUGUGGUCCAUGUAUCCAUGUGUCCUAUGCCUGCAUGUUGCGUCACCAGUGUGGACGUGGCAGAGACUUGCUGGAUUCGGCAUUGACACCAUCCUAAAGAAAGCUGGAUGUGGAGAUCAGCUUCCGUCUUAGGAAUGCCAGCAACGCAAGGUGCCGGAGGGAGUCUGAAAAAGGGCUUUGGUAAAAGAACACUGUGCAGCCUGCUGGUGGCGUUAUCGAUCACUGCGUUGGUGGUGGCAUCUUAUGUACUGUCUGGAGGAACAUCAGAACUGUUCCAGGCCUUGUCUUCACCUCUCUCCUUGACUUACAACCAAUCUAGCACAGAGAGACCCAAAAACAAUGUCCAGUCCGCCCAGCCCUGUUCAGUAAAUGUAACGUUCAUUACUCCUCGCUUGGAUGCCUCCAUUACAAAGGGAAGAGAGAUUCGGCUAGCAGGACGUAAGAUCCCAGAUGUGGCAGAGUUGGAGCAAUAUGAACCACAUCUGUUUUCCGUCAUUCCACAGGAGUUCCUAGGUCUUAGUCGCAGCCCUUGCUGGUACCAGAGAUAUGAUGGGAAUUACAGCACUGAUCCCUAUGGGAAAAAUGGCUAUUCCUUAUAUGCCAAGCGUUUACACACCAUUUUUGAGGAGAUGCGGCAAGGGUUCCAGGAGCGACUUCAGCUGGUUGAUGGGCAUUAUUACCGCUUGCGUUGUUUACCCCUCUUUUACAUCAUUGGGCAUCCCAAAUGUGGCACUACCGACCUCUAUGACCGCUUACGUCUGCACCCCAAUGUCCAAUUCUCUGUCAUCAAGGAGCCUCACUGGUGGACAAGGAAACGUUUCGGAAUUGUCAGACUAAAGGAGCCAUUCCACAAACCCUUCCCAUUGGAGGAUUACCUGGACUUGUUUGAUUGGGCAGCACAGAAAAUCCAAGAUGAUCACAGUGAAGACCCAGGAGGGGAUGCGGGGAGGAGGGAUCCCAUUCUUAUAGGAGAAGCCAGUGCGUCCACCAUGUGGGACAAUAGUGCCUGGUCUUAUUUCUACGAUAAUGUCACCAACACAGAACCGCCUGUUCUCAUCCAAGACUUCAUUCAUGCCUUCCAGCCACGGGCCAAGUUCCUCGUCAUGCUCCGGGAUCCUGUGGAGAGGUUGUAUUCCGACUAUCUGUACUUUGCUAUCGCAAACAAGUCUGCCGAGGACUUCAAUGACAAAGUGAAUGAGUCUCUGCAGAUGUUUGACAGCUGCUUGCAAGGGUCUUCGCUCCGAGCUUGCGCUUACAACACCACCUUCAGUAACAUCCUGCCGGUGCGGCUCCAUGUUGGACUGUAUGCCGUAUAUCUGUGGGACUGGCUGUCCGUCUUUAACCUCGAUCAGUUUCUCAUUCUCCGAUUGGAAGAUCACGCAGCCAACACCACACAGAGCAUGAGGCUUGUGUACCAGUUCCUUGGUCUUGGACCUUUGAAUAAUGAACAGGAGGCUUCUAUAAGCCAGAAACAAGCAUCAAACAGCCGCCGCCCAGAGGACUGUAGCCUGGGACCCAUGCUCCCCAUUACCAGACAGCUUCUUAUGGACUACUAUCGGCCCUAUAACCAAAAACUGGCGCAGUUGCUUUCAAACAACGCUUUCCUCUGGGAGAGGUAGCAAGGAGAAGGACAUUGGGAUCCCUUUAUAUUUUCAUUUCUGCAUGAUCAGCUGCACUUAAGGGGUUGCUCUGACAUCUAGUGGUCUUAUUUGGGAACUGCAUGCUUUAGGGAAAAGCGAUGCUUGGCAGCCCCCUGGAGUCCAAAUUGUGGAACUACAAUGAAGAAUGCCAGUUUACUAGAUGUGGACGGAUUAUAAUGGUAGUCUGUAUCACCAGGAUUCCUCUGGAUGUCAGAUAAUACAGCACAGGAACUGAACAUGAAGGAAAUCAUUUCCCCCCCAAAAAAACUGUUUAACCCCAUGGUGAGAGAAACGGGAAAUUCCUAAAUCAAAGAGAAUUAUUUUUUCAUGCCUCAAAAAUGAUUAAAUUAAUAUUUAAAUGGG
Rana temporaria (common frog) is the source of this 2287-nucleotide messenger RNA. It is a transcript of the gene CHST15, whose product is annotated as carbohydrate sulfotransferase 15. The transcript is spliced from 8 exons. NCBI's taxonomy places the organism in Eukaryota, Metazoa, Chordata, Amphibia, Anura, Ranidae. Bases 392 to 1903 code for a protein of 503 amino acids. Gene Ontology annotation, biological process: hexose biosynthetic process. Gene Ontology annotation, molecular function: N-acetylgalactosamine 4-sulfate 6-O-sulfotransferase activity. The record is from RefSeq and is a predicted model, not a curated record.